CCUCCACCUUCCUUCCAUACAAAUCUUCAGAGAAAGAGAGAGAGGGAAAGAGAGAGAUUAGUGUGUGUUUGUGCGUGUAUAUUUGUAUGAGAUUUCCAUUUCUUGUUCAAUUUGGAGUCAAACAUUGAGCUUUUGAGGUGGUUUUAUAGAAUGGAAUUGCCGACAAAACCUGCCAAUUGCAACGUAUCUUCUAUUUCGUCAAUCGUUCGGCAAUGACAGUAUGGGUAAGACUUCGAGGUGGUUCCGUGCAGUUUUUGGAGUUAGCAAGUCCAAGGAUAAGAAGGAUCGGUCCAAUUGCAGAUCCUCUGACGGGAAUGACGAAGAUUUGUAUCGGAUUCCGUAUCCAGAACCAAUGGACGCCAACAAGCACGCCAUAGCGGUGGCAGCGGCCACGGCGGCUGUUGCGGAGGCUGCUCUCGCGGCGGCGCAGGCUGCGGCUGAGGUCGUGAGGCUCACGAGUGGAGGCGGCGGCGGCGGCGGUGGUAGUGGAGUAGGGAAUCGAUUGGCGGCGAUUGCGCAUGCCAGAGGUUUUGACCGUAGGAGAGAAUGGGCUGCUAUCAAGAUUCAAUCCGCAUUUCGAACUUAUCUGGCCAGGAGAGCUCUUAGGGCACUAAAAGGAUUGGUUAAGCUGCAAGCAUUGGUUAGAGGUCACAUUGUAAGAAAGCAAAGUGCAGACAUGCUUCGGCGCAUGCAAGCCAUGGCUCGAAUUCAGGCCUUAGCCUGUGCAAAUAGGGCUCAGGUGACGUCGCACUACACGCAUCCUCCCAUCAACAAGGGUUCUUACCGUUCCCAAAAGCCUAGAAGUCAAUCAAAAGCAAACAUGAAGGACAUGACUGACUCAGAAAGAACAAAUUUAAGUUCAAAUUGGUUGGACCGAUGGAUGCAAGAGUGUACAUGGAACAAAAACAGAGACGUCUCGUCUCUAACCGGUCGAACCGAGGAGGAGAAGAGCGACAAGAUCCUUGAAGUGGACACUUGGAGACCUCACUUGAACAACAACGGCACUAGAACCUUCCAAGCUCCACAAGAAACGAGUCAAUGGAAUUACCACUCUUCAUCUAGACACUAUCAGAAGACAAACUCCAUUAAACUUCCAAAUGAAAAGGAUGAAGCAGCAGCAGCUGGGGGACUGGUUUCCGAGAGCCCAGAACCGUAUUCAGCUUCAUCUAGACCGGGCAGCAGUGGGAGUCGAAAAGGCGGGCCAUUUACUCCGGCAAGAAGUGAAUGUUCGAGAAGUGUGUUUAGCGAGUACUGCAUGGUCCACCCGAAUUACAUGUCGUACACAGAAUCCUCGCGUGCAAAAGUGAGAUCCCAGAGUGCUCCGAGGCAAAGAAGCAGCCAAUUUGAAAAACCGAGUCCAGGGAAGAGGUAUGUUGUUCAGAAUCAGAAUCAGGGUUACUGGGAGACAGACUCUGUUUCGGAGAAAGAGUCCUCUCUACAAGAGAAUUUCAGUAGCAGAGCUUAUCCGGGAUCAGGCAGAUUGGAGAACAGGCUUGAGAUGAUGUCAUACGAAGCAAACAACAAAACAGCUAGCGCUGCUUCUGCUGCUGCAACAAUAAUCAGGAAUGGUUCUGGAUAUGGCUAUGGCAAUGGCUAUGGUUAUGACUAUGGGAGCCGGAAUUGAUGGAGUUGAGUUUCGCCGUCCUCAUCUUGGUUGUGUGUGGAUUCAGUGUUGUGUGAAUACGAUCAGUUAUUAUAGUAUUAGUUCGAGUCUUUUCGAAUGAAUGCUGACUUUGUUGCUUUUGGUUUUUGUUUUGCCGUGCUUUGUUUUUCCGUGCUUUGUUUUGUGUGUAUAAAUAUAACCAGUAGUACUGUUGAAGUGUUAUGGUUUGAUUUUUGUUUAAUAAAAUUAAAAUAAGUCUGGCUUGCUUGC
Molecule: messenger RNA, 1873 nt
Organism: Impatiens glandulifera
Lineage: Eukaryota; Viridiplantae; Streptophyta; Magnoliopsida; Ericales; Balsaminaceae
Product: protein IQ-DOMAIN 23-like
Exons: 2
Coding region: 221-1624 (467 amino acids)
Molecular function (GO): protein binding
Source: RefSeq, a predicted model, not a curated record